Messenger RNA from Lactuca virosa, 285 nucleotides. Lineage: Eukaryota; Viridiplantae; Streptophyta; Magnoliopsida; Asterales; Asteraceae. The record is from the annotation of a GenBank genome assembly.
AUGUCUCGAUCCUCGAUCUCUUCUUCCAGAAACCCUCCCAUCCAGAUCGAUUCAAAGGAGAACUCUGUUGAACUAAUCAGCCUUAGGAAGAAGGUUGUGGAGUUGGAGUUUCUGCUUUCAAAGGAAAAGUCAGUUGUUGACAAGCUUGAGAAGAAGGUAACAAAGGAGAAGGAAGCUGUGAUGAUGCUUAAUAACAAAUUGGAAGCUUCGAUGCAGCAAAAUUCCAUGUUGAAAGUUUUGGUUGUGAUGAUUCUAUUGGUUGUUGCACUUUGGUGCUUUAAGUAG